CAAGAUUUGUUUAUCGAGAGAGAGAAAGAGAGAACAUAAAAGCGCUUGGAAUGUGUGUUGAAGGGUGUCUGUCUUUGCUCUGCAUGGGAGAUGAAAAUGUGAUCUUGAACUAUGAUCAAUUUCAAGUGUAAUGUUGAAAAGUAGCCAUUGAUUAUCAUUCAGAAAGUUUGGAAAUGCCCUCUUCCUCCUGGCUCAGAGAAUGACAUGUGGCAAGGCAUCCCUCACACAACUGACACUCGGAGAACACCACAUCACUAAAAUGACUUAGGGUCAGUGCAAAAGGGGCCAGGGAAGAAAUGAUGUGCAGCGCUGAUAUUCUCUCUAUCGGAAAGUAGAAAAUAUGACUAGAGUGCCAAACAGUUGUUUCAUCAGCCACCUGCAGAAGAAGAAAGUUUUCUGCCAGGAGACUGUGCAAGACCCGUUGAGUCAGAAGUGCCGAGUCUUUGCUUGAAGUGUUGGUGCAGUGUGGCAGCCAACCCAACGCUCCCAUCCUACUCCUCUUCCUUCUCCUUGUCCUCAUCUUCUUCCCCUUUCUUUUGUACUAGCUCUUCCUCCUCCUCCUCUUCGAACUCCUCGUCCCCACCCACCUCCUGCCUCUCAUCCUCUCACUCUUCGUGUCUCUUUUCUGCCUCCUCUUCCUCCUCCUCCUCUUCCUCCUCCUCUUCCUCCUCCUGUAUCUCCUCCUCCUCCAAGCCCUGGCUCCCUCCACGCUGCUCCCUCACAGCCCAACAAAUGUUUGAAUGGGAGGAAGGGGAUCGGUUUUCUUUCGAGGACUCUGAGCGUUUUGAGGAGGACUCACUAUGUAGCUGGAUCAGUGAGCCGGAGUCCCUCUGCAACAACUGGAGGGGGUGGAAGCGCUCAGAGAAGAUUGCCUCCCUCCUCUAUGGCAGAGCCAGAGACCAAGAUGGGGGUGUGCAGACCCUCACUGAGAUGUGUGCCCGCACAGUGGCGGCACACAUCCCUUUUGAGGUGGUGGAGCAGAUGAUGCCACCUGUUCCUGAGCAGCUACAGCUUCUCAUUGCCUUCUGGAGCUUCCCCGAGAAUGAGGAAGACAUCCGCCUGUACAGCUGCCUGGCCAAUGGCAACGCUGAUGAGUUCCUCCGUGGGGAGAACCACUAUAAGCACAAGAGUGUGCAUGACCCACUGCAGAUUGGAUUCCACCUGAGUGCCACAGUAGUGGUGUCCUCCUCAGGCACCAAGGGUCAGUUCAAUGUGGCCGUCACCUUUGACCGGGGACGCAUCACCACCUGCAACUGCACCUGCUCCGCCAACGCCUCCUGGUGCUCACACGUGGUGGCCGUCUGCCUGCACAGAAUACACCAGCCAAGCCAGGUCAAGCUGCGGGCCCCUGUCAGUGAGUCGCUGUCACGCCUCCAGAGAGACCAGCUGCAGAAGUUCGCCCAGUACCUCAUCAGUGAAUUGCCGCAGCAGAUCUUGCCCACGGCUCAGCGACUCAUUGAUGAAAUCCUCUCUAGUCAAACGUCUGACAUCAAUACGGUGUCAGGAGCCCCAGAUCCCACAGCAGGAGGCUCAGCCAAUGAGCAGAUGGCCUGGUGGCUGGACGAGAGUAACCUCCAUGAAAACAUACACAAGAUUCUGGUCAAGUUUUGUGUCCCAUCACCCAUUGUCUUUAGUGAUGUGAACUACCUGAGCUCUACUGCUCCCCCUGUGGCAGCAGAGUGGGCCUCUCUCCUGCGCCCUCUCAGGGGGAGGGAGCCUGAGGGUAUGUGGAACCUUCUCUCCAUUGUCCGGGAAAUGUUCAAGAGGAAUGACCGCAACUCCAUCCCCUUGCUGGAGAUCAUCACUGAGGAGUGCCUGGCCACAGAGAAGAUCCUGGUGUGGUGGGUCAACACCAAGGUUGCCCUUCAUAUGGGCAGCUCUGGCCAUGGUGGGAAGAACAACAUGAACUCCAACAGUCAUGGGAGUCAGUACGCCUGCUCCUCACUAUGUGAUGAAAUUGUGGUGCUGUGGCGGCUGGCAGCACUCAAUCCAGCCUUGUCUCCCCAGGAGCGAGAGCAGCUUAAAGUGCAGUUCAAGACCUGGCACCUCAAAGUCUUGGAGAAAGUAGCUAAGAGCAAAGAGGCCAGCAGCAGCAGCAGUGGAGGUGGCAGCACCAAGCGGGUAACAGACGGGGAUGUGUUCCCAGGGUUCAAGCCUUCCUUGGAGGCCUGUCAGCUAGACUGGAGUGAUUAUCCCCUGCCAGGCGUCACCUACUCCCGCACUGCCUCACGCUACUACUGUCCUGUCAUGUGUUUCCGUCACGACUCCCGCCAUGAGUCCCAGGCAGCUCCUAUCUCUGCCCCACAUCCUCGCAACCCUGCGUCCCACGCAGGCCCCAAGAGGCCCACUGAGCGGCGGGUGCUGAUCAGCCCAGGCCAUCCUGGGGAUCCCGAGGGAGUAGCAGCUGGGGCUUCCAUGGCUGGGCCGCGGCACAGCGGCCACCGCAGCAGCAGUGUCAGCAGCGAGGGGUUUUGUGACCAUGAUGCCGGCCGGGACAGUGACUCUCCCCCAGAGCGUUCCCCUGAGGCAGACUCUGGCCAGGUGUCCCGCCAAAGCUCCAGGGAAGAGAGAGCAGUGCCAGUGCCAGGCCUGGCAGCCACACUGGGCCGGGCCAGGGAGGACAGGGAUAAAUCCUCCCCUGAUGAUGGUGGUGUGGAGUCUGACUGGUCUGGUGUGGCUGAGCCAGCGCGGCCCCAGAGGAGUCGUGGAUCCAGUCGGGGCCAACGAGCUAGGGAUGUGCACGGCUCUGAUGAGUAUGACCUGUACCUUUACAAUGCCAGCCAGGUGGAGGGGGGCGGGGCAGGAGCAGAGGGCCCUGGCUGUCGUGCAGCUGAGAUUUUUGGCAACCUGAAGAAGUUAGAAGAUCCACUGGAGAUCCUGUUUGCCCGAGCCGAAGGACUGCACGCCCAUGGCCACCUCCAGGAGGCAUCUGGGCUGGCUGUGCAGCUGUCCCAUGAGUUACUAGCCAACCCCCCCAACCUGAUGGUGGAUCUUCCUCCACCCCCAAGCAAGGGCAAGCGUAAGAAGGUCAAUCCAGCCUCUCACCACCUGACCUGCCUGGCCUCUGCCACCUUGGGUAAAUGUGCCUUCCUCUGCACUGUGCUGGCAGAGAACCCAGAACACACUCACCUGGCCUUCCAGGUGGCCAUGUUUGGCCUGGAGAUGGCUCGGCCUCCAGCCUCCACCAAGCCAUUGGAGGUCAAGCUGGCCAAUCAGGAGAGUGACCUUGUGGCCCUGCUGAAGCGCCUGCCCCUUGGUCCUAUGGAGCUGGGCGUCAUCAGAGACAAGGCUGAGAAGAUGCGCCUGGGAACCCUCAAGAGUCGCGGGGAAGCCCUGCUGCCCCUCAUGCUGGCAUCCUUCUUAUUUGAUGCUCUUGUUAUUGCUGGAACAACCAAGAGUGCAGUAGGGGGCCAGAGUUACCGGCAGCCCCAGGAUGAAACUCUUGGCUUUGAUGCUGCUGUAGCUGCCAUCGGCAUGAAGGCCAAUGUAUGUGAGGCUGACCACCCCCUGCUCUGUGAAGCCACCAGAAGACAGAGAGGUGAGUUGGCACUGACGCUGCUGACUCACUACAAGGAUGACCAGGACCGCCUUGCACGCAUCAUGGACAAGCUGCUGGACAAGGAGGUUCACCAGAUGUACAAAGCUCCUUCCCUACCCACUUACUAUAUCAACAAUGCCCCAUCCCAGACCAGCAGCAGUGUGGCUGAAUGCGAGCCUACCAGCAGCCUGAGGGUGGCAGACUCCCCAGCUGGUGGCACUGUAACUGGCGGGGCUGUGGUCAGUGUGGCCCCUCUGGCUUCUCUGCAAGGGGUCCAUCUAGGGGCUCCCGUGGGGCACCCAAAUCAAUCGGCAGGGGCCCACCAACAGCUUGCUCAGCAGAAUGCACCACGGCCUCACCCUGCAGUGGCUUCUGGGGCAGAGGUGGAGUCUUCUAUGGCCCGCCUCAGCCUCUCCCCUUCCCAGCCACUUGGAGGAGCCCGGGCUAAGGAUGGACCCACCCCAAGGUUUCUGGAAGGAGAGGAAGGGGAGAGUCCCAGCUGGGAGGAGGACUACAAGGCAUGGGAGGAGAAGUGUGUGGCAGGGAAGCAGCGCAAAAAGAGAGCUCCAGCCUGUGGCCUGGAAACUACCUCAUCAGGUGUGGAAGCCUGGAUCAAGUCAACAGGUCCUGGCUCAGAUUCAGGAUCCUCUGGGAAUUCCUCAGACAGUAUUGGAUCCUUCUCCAGUGGAGACAAGAUUGCUGGCCUGGAGGUGAGGACCUCUCCCAGUGUCAACAAGCCAGUUGAGUCUCCUCCACUGGGAUUCCCUCUGGUGCGGCCAGUGCCUCAGCCCACCCCAGAGAGCACCACCGCCCAGCCCAGACCUCAACCCACCUAUGGAAAGGGAGUUCGCUUCAAGGGAAAGCGAGCCUAUCCAACUGUACCCAACCAGCCCUCAGAAGCCAGUGCUUACUUCAUGUUUGAGUUAGCCAAGACUGUCCUCAACAGAGCUGGUGGAAAUAGCAGCACUUCCCUCUUCACACAAGCAAGCAGCUCCCAGAAUCACAGGGGCCCCCACAGACCCCUCCACAUGUGUGCAUUCCAGAUUGGCUUGUAUGCACUGGGUCUCCAUAACUGUGUCAGUCCUAACUGGUUGUCAAGAACUUAUUCAUCACAUGUGUCCUGGAUAACAAGCCAGGCAGUUGAGAUUGGCUCCUCAGCUGUGUCCUUCCUCAUUGAUACCUGGGAGGGCCACCUGACUCCCCAAGAGGCAGCUUCCAUAUCAGACCGAGCCUCCAGAGGCCGGGAUGCUCUCACCAUCAGGGAGGCAGCCAAGCUAGCACUCUCCUGCCUUCCGCAUUCACAUGCUCUCAACCCCAAUGAAAUACAAAGGGCCAUCAUUCAGUGCAAGGAGCAAAGUGAUGCAAUGCUUGAGAAGGCCUGUCUAGCUGUGGAGGGUGCAGCGAAGGGUGGCGGGGUGUACCCUGAAGUCCUCUUCUCUGUGGCGCGCCGCUGGUAUGAGAUCUAUGAGGCACGCACCCGCCACCAGGCCCGUCACCAGGCCAGGACAGGCAGCAGCCAGCAUGUGGCUGUUGAACCUCCGUUUGUUGACCCUGGAGCAGCAGGUCAUGACUUGCCCUUGCCCCUUCCCCCACCACUCAACCCACCUACACCACCUACACAGCAACAGCAGCAACAGCAACAGCAGCAGCAGCAGCAACAGCAACAACAGCAACAACAGCAGCAGCAACAGCAGCAGCCCCAGCAACCACAGCCAGGUGUUGCAACCCUAGACCAGCAGGCACAGCCAGCACUCCAUCCUCCAGUGUCUGUGGGUGUGAAUGGCAAUGGCAGUGCUGGUACUCUUGUGGGAGUGACUGGAUACCCUGUGGCAGCCACAGCUCCCUCUGUUCCUUAUGGACUGCCAGGCAUCCCAUAUCCACUUGGCUACAACUACAUCUCUGGCCUCACCACCAGUGUCUCCUGUAUCAACCCACAGAUGCCCAUGCAGAUGUACAUUCAGCCUCCAGGAGUUUCCUUCAGUGGGACGCAGGGUGUGUCCCAGCCCCUGUUGCCUCCACCACCCUUGCAGUAUUAUCCUCCAGUGUCCAUACCUUCCACCCUCCCUCAGAAUGGACUAGCUGGCAAUGGAGGUCUGGCAGGAGCAGUACCAGGUGGAAUAAAUGCUGGAGUGGCAGGAAAUGGUAGCCAGCCUCCUCCACCACUCAAUGUUGGGCCACCACCAUUGUCCCAGCAGCCAGCCCUCCUACCUGGCAACACUCCCCCAGCACAGGGUUUCUUCUCCCUGCCAUACUCUGGAGCAGUGGGAAAUGGGGGAGUCUCCACAGCUGGGUUCAUUAGUGGCCCUCAGGCAGGGGCUCUCCUAUCAUGGGUGAGGGCUCAGGGGCCCCACUUAGUACAACAUUCACCUCACCAGCCCCAGCUGCCUCCCCGCCCCACCUCACAACCCCAACAACAGGUGAGUGGUCUGGUAGGGGGCCAGCAGGUGACCAACACAGGCUCCAUGCACUAUCUGCUCAGCUCCUAUCGGGUUGGCAUGCUUGCCUUGGAGACCCUGGCCAGAAGAGUCCAUGACGACCGCCCUCAGGCCAAGUAUGCACGGAAUCCUUCAUAUGGCGAGGAUGUGAAGUGGCUACUUGGGGUGGCUAAGAAGUUGGGUCAGCAGUACCUACACCAGUUCUGCAUGUGUGCUGUGAAUAGUGUGGUGUCCCCAUUUGUGCUGCAGGAGUUGGCUGUAGAGGCAGCACAGUACCUUGCCCGGCACUCCCCAGCACUCUUCCACCAGCAGUUGCGGUCACCCAUUCUCCAACCCCUCGUCCAGAAGUGCCAGCAGAUGUUCCUGCAGUGCACACACCUCAAGAUGUACUAUGUGACACCAACAGACUAUGAUGAGUUUAUCUCUAUCAUCUUGGCUGCUCGUUCAGCUUACCAGAUGACCCCUGGAGGAAUGGUUCAGUUUAACGAACUACUACAGGCACUCAGAAGAUCUAAGUCAUGCAAGAAGGAGCUGUGGACCAGAAUCACAAAUGCACUGCAGCAGACGACACCAGUAUGACCACAGCCUUGUCUAGGGUCUUGUGGAGAGAAUGGUGCCCUGAGGCGAGGGGGUGCAUCGCCAGCAUGAGCCACAGAGGGACAGACCUUCCCCGUGUGUGUCAUUUGAUGAGCUGAGUGAAGUGGUCACUUAACGUUGGAUUCACCCAGAAUAUAAAUGUGGCAACUGAAGAUAAGUGGAAUCGUGACAGGUAAUUAACUUAUUAAUGCUUAAUGAAAUUUAAAUAAGUUAGCAUGUGGGUGUGUGAAAUCCACAGUCUGACGUUCCAUAAAAGGCAAGUUUAAUACUAAAUUUCCUGAGGAAUAAACACAAGAGUAGUUUUCAAAAAGCUGAUACAGCACGAGUUCCACCACCCUCGACAAGGUUGCUGCACUUACAUCUGUAUUCUUAAGUGCAUUUACAAGCUCUUUCUACAGCAGACAACAGACAACCCAGGAAAGGUUAAGAAGCAUGUUUCCUCACAUGUCUCAGUGCAAACCAGAAAGCAUCUAACUACAGAGGCAACAGAUUUCAGUGACAGUCCAUCACUGAAUGUUAAAAGUGCUUGUGAUCUGUACAUGAGCUGUGGAACAUGUUUUUCUUAUUGUUAUUUAUUUAUUAUUCUUUAUUUUUACUUGAGCAUCUUCCCCGUAACUUCUAAAUUAUCCUAGUAAGAGUUAAGGGACACAUUGGUUUGUAUGUAUUUAAAGGCUAAUUUUCAGGUUUAAGAAGGCAGAGUAAGAGAGGCAGGCUUUUUAAUCUGCUCAAUGAGUUGUGUUUAUGACUUGGGAGAUUGAGAAGAUAUUUUUGAGCAUAAAUGGGUGACUAUAUAUUGCAUCAAUAUAUGUAAGCACCUUAAGAAUAUACAAAAAGCACUCAGUGGAAAACCUUAUCUUUGUCCAAGUGUAGCGUCUCAUAAUAAUUAAAAUAAGCGUAACACUGUGUCACCACAAAUCGCACUUGUGUCACAGUUUAGCGGGGAGAUAAUUUUUUAUGAUCUUCUAGUUGAUGGUGAAUAUGUAUGUAGUAGAUUCCACACGAUCCGUUCUGAGCUUGAUCCAGGUUAUGUUUUCUACUGCAGUGGUGACCCGGUGAGCCACUCUUGGUCUGUACAUAGUUUCCUUCCUUUUCUCUCUCUCUCUCUCUCUCUCUCUCUCUCUCUCUCUCUCUCUCUCUCUCUCUCUCUCUCUCUCUCUCUCUCUCUCUCUCUCUCUCUCUCUCUUUUUUUUUUUUUUUUUUUUUUUUUUUUUUUUUUUUUUUUGAGAGUGCCUGCAUGAAUGUAUGUGUGUGCAUACUUCUGUGUGUGUGUAUGUGUUUUAGUUUAUUUUUUCACUGAUUAAUUUCCUCUUUAUUUUGGUCUAUGAUGCUUGCCAGUCAGGGGACAAUUCUGUCUGAUCUCAUUAGUUUUGUAAAGUUUUGCCAAUUUAUCAAGAUUUUUUGCAGUUAUGUCAGCUGAAUUCUAUGGCAGCUGGGGAACUGUUCACUUUUUCUGGACUCUUGGUUAUCCAAGAAGUCAGGAGAAAAUACCAGGUAGCAAUUGAUAUAUUUAUUUCAGGUCGCAUUAUAUUAGCAUACUUUUGACUAUCAUUUUGCCAAAAUACUUAUUCCCUUUAGACUAGGUGAGAUAUGUCUUUGUUUUGAGGUUAGAGUUGAGGUAGAUUUGAAUAUUGAUCUCAGUACGCUAAUUGGAUUGUUUAAGUUCAUGUUUAGUGCAUCUAUUCUGUGGACCACUCAUAGUUCUAGUGUCUUUUUCUUUACCAUUGUUUGUUUUCAAGAAUUACAUACUUAGAUACUCACUCACUACAUCUUUAUAGUUCACGUUCUUGCAAGUUGUAUUUAUGAAAGCAUCUUAAAUCAUAAUGAAUAUCCUGGGAACAUGAAGUGAGGAGAAAGAGGUGUAGUAUUUAUUUAUUUAUCUUACUGUAUUUUAACUGGCUCUUCUCUAAACAUGGAGAGCAAGAAGAAUAACACUAUAGAGAUCUCAUACAGAGGAGGAAACUCGAAAAAGCAGUAACAAAGGAAAAAAAAAACAUUAUGAGAUGCUUGAAAUUGAUGGAUGGACAGUUAAUAGUAAUAUGGGAAGAGUUAGGGACCUGAAAUGAAAUAGGUGAGAACUUUCAAUUAUUAGAGACAAUCAUUUGUGUACACAGAGGUGUAACUGAGUACUGGCUUGUGUAGUGCAGCUAUAGAGUGCGUCGGGUGACUGGCCGCUUCAGAAGGCUAGCUGUAGGAUCAGUGUAUGAGUGUGAUACUGUGAAAAUUUUCAGGUGAAUAUUAGUUUUAAGCUCAUAGUUUUGGUUAUAUAUUUAUUGCCUAUGUUCCCAGCAAUUAAUAUCUCAUGACAAUUGCUUGUGUGAAUUAAAACAUGAUUAUUUUACUUAAUAGAUAAAUAUAUUAGGAUAGGAUUACGAGAACUAGUACAUAUCUGCAUGAAAAAAAAAUUAUCAUCAUAUAUCAAUAUUGCCAUGGCAGGAACUUAAGCUUUACUUGUGAUGAGCAUCCCCGAGUAUGGACAGAGGUAUAAAAAUUCUUCUUGAUUUUUAAAUUUAAGAUAUGUUGGAGAAAGUCUUCAUCUGUUGACUCAGGUUGUCUUGGAUAGAUGUCUGUUGGUCCCACUCUUGCUCGUUGUCACAUUGUUGUCAGCCUGCAUACUCUUACUGUCAGGAAUGCUGUGAGCUGCUUCACUCCUUGUUGCCUUAAGAAGGACACUUAAGGUUGAGGCGAGGCAUGUCCACAAGUGCUGAGUGAGGGAAGCUGCCAUUGAUCAUGUCCCCAUUGUCCCCUGGCUGGCUGGCUCAAGCUGGGCCAGUAGUGUCAAUAUUUGUAAGAUUUCUGCAUUUAACAUUUAGGACUGGAUUAGCUGUCUUGUUUAACUUUUCAAUAGAAAUUAUAUGAAAACAUUAUUUUUUCUAAAUACAGUAGCAUACACAUUGUUGAAAGACACAUUUUAUAAAUGUGGCAUAAAUGAACACCAUGAAUGGUUUUCCAGCAUUCAGGUAUUUUUUAUGUGAUAUAUACUAUUAAGAAUUUCACAUAGUGAUAUUUAAUGUCACUGAUAGAAGCAGAUAUGUUAGGAUUUUUUGAAUGAGCUCUGUUAGAAUCUACAAGAAAUUUGUGUAUAUGAUAGUGUAGUGGUGAGGGAGGAGACAAGCAGACUCAGGGGGGCCAGGCUGGUGUAUUCUCUGACCUUCAACUUCACCAAAUUUAAGGAUAUAUUUUAUAAUUUUGUUAACAAAAGGGAGUGUGUAACAUGGUCACACUUGAUUUCAUAUAGAGCACUGAAUUCUGCUCUGUAAUUGUGAGAAUGAUGCCUGAUUAUUGAAAUACGUAACAGCAUGUCGGAAAUAUCCUUGAUGAGCUGACGGCAAUGUUAGACCUGGUACAAGUAUUUGAGUACAAUGUAAAUCUUUUGGCAACAUUUCUCCAUUUCCAAGUGCUAGAGACGAGCCAUGGCAGAAACACUUAGGAGGUAUUUUUAUGGUUGUAUGACAACAAGAAAAAAGAAAAAAAAAAAGAAAAAAGAUGCACCAUGUUAGAUCGAGUGCUUUUGGACCUGCGUUUGCUUGCCUCUGUCUCUGCUCUGACAAUGAGCUUCUUGCACAUAGGUGGUAGUGUUUCUUGUGUGUUUUGCUUGUCACGGGAGUUACCCGCUGGCAGAUUGAUUCUCCCUCCCUAAUCAUAAUGUAAUUUAAGGCAGCAGUAUCUCUUCCGCUCAAUUAUCAGUCAUAUUUAUUAAGUUCUUCGUGUUAUGGAGGAGCAGCACAUUUCGUUGUCGGCAAGAGCCUAUCUGGAAUUAAGUUUUGGCAAUCCUCCAUUUUAAUAAUCAACCCUGGAAACUAGGGCAGUGAGUACAAGAGUGAAGACUUAAAUAUGGCUGAUAUACACAUAUAAAUACAUAUAUAAAUAAAUAUAUAUUAUUAUUAUUAUUAGUGUAAUAAGAAUUUGCUCAUUGUUUAUACCAUUUGUAGGAGUGAACUCAUGUUAGGUGGGUAUCAUUGAGGGAGUGGCCAGCUUCACUUAUGGGGAAUAAUGGCUAAGUCUGCAGCUGCAUUCACUGAAGUAUCUUCAUUAUUGUUUAAAUUUUUGGGGCUGUCAGCUGUCCAGUGUGUUUUCAGAUUCAGGAGCUAGUCAUCUGCUGGUCAGGAUUUUACUUCAAAAUUUUAGUUAUAUACAUGUAUGUAUUUCUUUUUUAAAAUCAUGUGAGCUUGUUGCAUGUCAGAGAUUUAGGAGACCCAGGAGUCUGGCACAUGAUUACAUCAAUGUCUGUCAAGUGUCCUGGCUAAUUCUAGUUUGCCGGCGUGAAAGAUGUGUGUGUAUAUAUAUAAAUAAUAUAUAUAAAUAUAGCAAUUCUAGCACUCUUGAGGUGUGUGCACUUCAGUGUAUGUUAGAGAUAUAUUUUGUACGCGCUAUUAAGGCACGUGAGCUGAUGGAACACUGCUGGGUUACAGAUGUCAUUGUGUCUCUUUUUAAAGUGGGUUCAUAUCCCUCAGGUGGAUUCUUCUCUUAUCAUUUGUGAAAAAUUAUUUCAUCUGCAGGUCAGUAAAAGAGUACAAAUUGGGAUGCAGUUGGAAUAUCCCAUUAUUUUUGAACUUCAAGAGUUGACCUCAAAUUUGUUCCACUUUAUACAUUCAGAGUUAGAAAGUUUUGGUUUGAAACUAGAAUGUAGUUAUUCACAUGUUUCAUAAAGACUUGCUGCUGUAUAGGACCUAGGUAGUAGUGCCUCUUUUCCUGGUUUGUGUGUGUGUGUGUGUGUGUGUGUGUGUGUGUGUGUGUGUGUGUGUGUGUGUGUGUGUGUGUGUGUGAGAGAGAGAGAGAGAGAGAGAGAGAGAGAGAGAGAGAGAGAGAGAGAGAGAGAGGCAGGUGCAUUUGUUUCAUAUGUUCUUUAUAAGUGUAUACACACACACACACACACACACACACACACACACACACACACACACACACACACACACACACACACACACACAUGUACGUAGUAGCUUCAAGCAUGGUGGUGUGAGCAUAAUCUUGAUCAGCAAUAGACAGCCUACUUCUGUUCUGAGAAGGAUCCAUCUUGAGAGAUUAACUGGGGCACUUUACUAUUUAUUUAUUAUGUACUGACUUUUUUACUCAUAUUUAUUGUAUGUGUUUAACAUGUUCAUUGUGGCUUUCAGCUUGAUAGUUGUGUUUUCUUUGAAUUAUGCAAAAGCUUCCAUGUGCUAUCGCAUCUCAGGAUAAAUUUAUUAUGUUGCCAGCAGCUUGGCAUUAUACGCUCACACACACAUGAACACACACACACACACACACACACACACACACACACACACACACACACACACACACACACACACACACACACACACACACACACACACACAUAUGAACACACACACACACACAUGAACACACACACACACACACACACACACACACACACACACACACACACACACACACACACACACACACACACACACACACCAUAAUUUAGGUUGUUCCUCUAAAUUUUUAAGUAUUUACUACUUUUUGUUCCUUGAGGGAUCUCUUAAAUGCAAUAGAGAUAAUUUUAUAUCAUUUAUCAUCUCAUGACGGAGAUAGAUCUACGUAAAGAGCUUGUUCUUGUUGUGUGAACCUAACUUAUGCCUGUUUAUACAAGGAGAGUAUAGCAGAGGUUGAUGUAUUGUCCAAGAGGGCCAUUGUUGACCACCAGCUGAUUGAUUUGUUUGAAAACUAUCUUGUUAUUAUCUUGAUACAAAUCAAAGCAAAGAAACCCAACAAUUUCAUAGAAGUGUUCGGUACUUUUUUUUCAUUUGGAAUUUGUGAAGUACUUAGAUCUUUGCAGAAUUGACUUGAGGAUGAUAUGCAACCAUUUUAUGGACACACACACACACACAUGUAUAUAAUGCCAUUCCCGGUGGAUUCCUGGACAUUUUAGUGCUCCAGGAUUAUUAUUUGCCUAUAAUUUUACAUUCUUACCAUAGUUUUGCCAGAAUAUUCCUUUGGUACAUGGUAUGUAUUAUACUUGAUUGUAUAUUUUUUUAAGGAUAAUGGGAAAUUGUACUAGGGUUAAAGGAUUUUGAUAAUACAUAUAUGGUUAAUCGUUACUGUAACUUGCUGAUGAAUCUGUAAUAUUUAUUUAUGAAAGAGUUCUUCCUAUUCUUCCUGUAAUGCAUCUACUUUGUACUUUUGUAGCAGUUUGUAUAAUUUCUGCCUAUCCUCAAUUCCUGUUUUGAGUAUUUAUUGGCAGUGUUGACAGGCUGCCUCCCUGUACCUCUGUGUACUGCUGUUGGGGAGCAAGGCAGUCUUCAACACCUACCAAUGUCAACAGCAAUGCCAUGUGUGGAGCUUCCCUCUUGUUGUCACUUGUGUUUUGAUGUGUUCUCCACCUCUUUAAGUGUAAUUUGGUUGUAUGUUAACCAUUUUUAUUUGGAAGAUGUAAUGUGAAGAAUGUGAAAUGGUACGUAUAUUAAAGAAACAGGGAAUUUGGUAUGCAAUUCUUGGCCAUCAUAUUCAUUAGUAAUUUUAUUGUGACUGCUGAUGGUUUUGAACACAUCUUUAUUUGACCAUUGUCCCUGAUGUGUAGCUGGCAACACAAGUAUCAUGUCAUGUAAACUCAUUGUCACUGAAAGGACCUUUCGCUUGGUGAAAGUUUGCUUUCAAUCUCCUAAUGUCUCUUCUCAACUGAGAAGAAGAAAAGUACAAUGCCAAUUUUUUCUUAACUCUCCCCUCCUGCAUGUACGAAGGUUUGUGUAGCUAUCAACUUAAGAGUACUAUCAGAAGAUGAGUAAAUAUUUUCAUUAUUGCAGCUCUUUGGAUUUUUAAAUAAAAUUUAAGUCUGCAAACAAAAUCUUGAAGGAGAUGGUGCGUCCUUUCUCUUCUAUCCCAGUUGAAUUUGAAUCUUGUUAAUUUCCUCUGGUGUGUCAAUAGGAAUGAGAGUGUCAGGUCUGCAGGCCAAGGUUUGGGUAACAUUCGCUGUAGUCUGCUGUGCAGUGUUCCCCUCCCUCUCUCCAGACCUGCAACGUUCAUUGUGUAACAAAUGCACUUUCGUUGCAUGCAAAUAACGACUGAAGAUGGUUGGCUUUGUUAUAGUAGCAUUUGGAAGCCUAGGUGCAUUUCUAAGCUCCAAGAGGUACCUCCACACCUUAGGAUUUGUCAUCAGUCAUCAUUUUAGCCAUAUGUGAAGUGUAAUGUAAAGGUGAGGAACUAAAGUUAAACAUUCCCGCCUGUCCAGGGCUGACCUGCACACAGCACUUCCUAGUUCAAGUUGUCAGCAGAAAGGUUUAAUGUUUUCCUUACCAGACCCGUAGAGUUGACAUGCUGUUUAUUAGUGUUAUUUUGUGUCUCGACCUUAUGUUCAUCAAUAUAGCUCGAUAAUGCAA
Scylla paramamosain (green mud crab) is the source of this 13889-nucleotide messenger RNA. RefSeq names its product zinc finger SWIM domain-containing protein 8 homolog (gene Dora). Bases 733 to 6552 code for a protein of 1939 amino acids. The transcript has 27 exons. The record is from RefSeq and is a predicted model, not a curated record. Gene Ontology annotation, molecular function: zinc ion binding. NCBI's taxonomy places the organism in Eukaryota, Metazoa, Arthropoda, Malacostraca, Decapoda, Portunidae. Gene Ontology annotation, cellular component: Cul2-RING ubiquitin ligase complex.